This is a messenger RNA of Mycotypha africana, 1755 nucleotides long. RefSeq names its product major facilitator superfamily domain-containing protein. The transcript has 6 exons. NCBI's taxonomy places the organism in Eukaryota, Fungi, Mucoromycota, Mucoromycetes, Mucorales, Mycotyphaceae. The coding region runs from base 1 to 1755 and encodes 584 amino acids. The record is from RefSeq and is a predicted model, not a curated record. Gene Ontology annotation, cellular component: membrane. Gene Ontology annotation, molecular function: sucrose:proton symporter activity.
AUGCCUGGAGCGAAUUCUAAAACCCCUUUACUGGGAAACAACAGUAGCGGUGGCAGCAACAAAAAGCCGCCUGUGAGUAGACCAAAAUACCAGCGUAGACGAUCCAGUUUUGAGGCCUCCACCUACAACAGUCAAGUAGUGGCCACAUCCUAUACAGCGACCAAGAGUCAUGGAGAAGAUACCAAUAUACCAGGAUUACAUCUCUUACAGCUAUUGACGCUGACUGUUUGCAUGGCUGGUGUACAAUUUACAUGGACUGUUGAAUUAUCUUAUGGAACGCCUUAUUUGUUAUCGUUAGAUUUGUCAAAAGAGUUGACAGCCUUGGUCUGGCUAGCAGGGCCAUUAUCCGGUUUAAUCGUGCAACCGGUCAUUGGUGCUUUUAGUGAUAAAUGUACAUCAAAGUUCGGAAAACGUAGACCUUUUAUUGUAGUAGCAGGGAUUUUAACAUGCCUUUCUAUGGUGGGUGUUGCUUAUGCUAAAGAAAUUGGCUACUGGUUUGCAGAGAUAUUUGCCACUUCAUCAACGUCGAUGGAUCGUAUGGAAAGUAUAAAGCAAGCUGCUCAUACCAAUGCUAUUAUCGUAGCUGUGGCUUCUUUUUACUUUUUAGACUUCACCUUGAAUGCCGUCCAAGCCAUUUGUCGUGCUCUUAUUUUAGAUAUUCCGCCUUUAUGGCAACAAGAUAUUGCAAAUGCUUGGAGUGCUCGUAUGAGUAACACGGCCAUGGUCAUUGGUUAUUUUGUCGGCUUUGUCGAUCUGGUCAAGUACUUGCCUUGGUUAGGUGAUUCUCAGGUCAAGGUUUUCUGUAUCGUCGCCAUUGUCGUGUUCGUUUUGACAUUAGGCAUUACUUGUGUAACAACCAAGGAGAAAACCGUUGAAAGAAAAGACGACGCCGAACUCAAUCAGCCCUGGUAUAGCACUUUUUAUUACAUUUGGAGAGCUUUCCGUUUUUUGCCUCGUCCUAUUCAAACAUUAUGCAAUACUCAGUUCUUUGCCUGGAUGGGUUGGUUCCCCUUUUUAUUCUACAGUACGCAAUGGGUUUCCGAUAUUUAUUUCGCCACGCAUCCUCCUCGUACACCUGAUGAACCUCUUGACUGGGCUCAAGGGACACGAGCAGGUUCUUUUGCCCUCUUGUGCUACUCUGUUGUGUCCGUCCUGGCGGGUUUAAUCUUGCCUGCUAUUGUGUCCUCCAAAUGGGCCAUCCACAGACGCUGGAUGAACUUGUUGAACAUUUACACUUUGUCACACUUGACAGUUGCCUUUGCGCUCAUCUCGUCCUUGUUUGUAGAGUCAGUAGCAGCCGCCACUGUGGUACUGGCCAUUAUGGGUGUUCCAUGGGCUAUCGUACUUUGGAUCCCCUUCUCGUUAGUAGGAGAGUUUGUCAGUUACGAAGAUGAAAAGCGAAACAUGGCAGCGGUGGGUCACCACGGCGCUAUCCAACAGUCGUCUUCACAUCAUCACUCAACACCUCACGAAGAAGAGUCACAGCAAAAUAAUGAUGAGUUUGAUGCAGGCAUGAUUCUAGGCGUUCAUAAUAUGUAUAUCGUCUUCCCUCAGUUCGCCGUCGCCAUUAUCUCCUCCUUCAUUUUUGCUGCUGCCGACGCUAUCAAGGACGGAAACAAUAGAAGAGGUGGAAAUAUGUCCAGUGUGACGCCUGUAUUGAUCUUUGGUGGUUUGAUGGCUAUUGUAGCAGCUGCUCUAAGUAGAUUCAUCGUAAGAGUAAGCGGCCCUUCUUCUUCUCAUGGGGUUGCAAAAUAA